Messenger RNA from Magallana angulata, 6733 nucleotides. RefSeq lists its product as uncharacterized. Gene Ontology annotation, cellular component: external side of plasma membrane. The record is from RefSeq and is a predicted model, not a curated record. Lineage: Eukaryota; Metazoa; Mollusca; Bivalvia; Ostreida; Ostreidae. The transcript has 14 exons. Bases 247 to 1671 code for a protein of 474 amino acids. Gene Ontology annotation, molecular function: carbohydrate binding. Gene Ontology annotation, biological process: biological process involved in interspecies interaction between organisms.
CUUUAUUUUCUGUCUUUCAUUUUUGCAUUUCCAAAGGGGGUGGCGAAUGUAACCGCCGUAACUUGCCUUUAGAUCCGAAGAUAUUAGAUUUCAGUGUUUGACAGAGAAUCGAUUUAAAAAGUCGCGAAAAAAAAAACAGUAUUGAUUAACGUAUGAUCCACCAGACCAAUCGCUUUGCAUGCUUAGAAAAUAAUUGGUUUAAAUAAUUUUGAAAUUAGAAAAACUAGACGCAAACUAAAUACAAAAAUGUCAAUGGCGAAUGUUAAAAUGGAAAGCAACGCAUAUCUUGCUUUUAUGAUGAUUUUAUCGGUACAAGGAGAAUUCAUUUCUAAUUUCAUGUUAAGAAAUUCGUCCUACGACAACAGAGCAACUUACGCAAUUAAUGUAAUUUUUACGUCAAAUUGCCGUAGUCGUUUAGACUGUGCAUCUCGAUGUACAGCUUGGGGUGAGUGUAAAUCUGUGAUGUUCAACAUGGACACACGUCAAUGUCAACUUCUGUCUGUCCACAUGGAUGACCAAUCAAACGCAGGACCACACACUUCCGUAGGUUGGCUGUACUAUGAGAGGAAAACUGAAGAUGAACCAAAUACAGCCACUGAGACAGCCGAUCUGCCGACAACAGUAAUUAGCACUGAAACUUCGCAGUCAUCAUCUCCUAAUGUCGCGACUGACUUGACAACAGUAGUUAACUUUGAAACUACAACUACAUCUGAAGAUGAACCAAAUACAGCCACUGAGACAGCCGAUCUGCCGACAACAGUAAUUAGCACUGAAACUUCGCAGUCAUCAUCUCCUAAUGUCGCGACUGACUUGACAACAGUAGUUGACUUUGAAACUACAACUACAUCUGAAGAUGAACCAAAUACAGCCACUGAGACAGCCGAUCUGCCGACAACAGUAAUUAGCACUGAAACUUCGCAGUCAUCAUCUCCUAAUGUCGCGACUGACUUGACAACAGUAGUUGACUUUGAAACUACAACUACAUCUGAAGAUGAACCAAAUACAGCCACUGAGACAGCCGAUCUGCCGACAACAGUAAUUAGCACUGAAACUUCGCAGUCAUCAUCUCCUAAUGUCGCGACUGACUUGACAACAGUAGUUGACUUUGAAACUACAACUACAUCUGAAGAUGAACCAAAUACAGCCACUGAGACAGCCGAUCUGCCGACAACAGUAAUUAGCACUGAAACUUCGCAGUCAUCAUCUCCUAAUGUCGCGACUGACUUGACAACAGUAGUUGACUUUGAAACUACAACUACAUCUGACUGCUCAUUGUGGCACUAUCGUUUCGGUCAUUGGUACUUGUUGGAUUCUAAUAACAGAACAUUUAACGACUCACGGACAUUCUGCGCCAGCCUGUCUCCGCCAUCUUACGUGAUUGAAGUACAAUCUCAAGAGGAAAAUAAUUGGCUCAUCGAAUUAACAUCUAACCGAUGUGGAGUACCUCACGAAUACUGGCUGAACGGAUACGAUACCGAUAACUCUGGGACGUUUACGUGGAUUGAUAGUCAAACUCCGUCAAAUUACACAAACUGGUACACUGGUCAACCGAAAGAUGAAUCUGGCAAUGGUACUGAGAAAUGUAUUGCAUCAUCUACUGGAUAUACAGGAGUAUGGGUUGAUAUUCCAUGUUCAUUAACUAGACCAGUUGUUUGCGAAAGAAAUUUUUAGAAGAAUUAAGUGAAUACAAACAAUUCUUGUAAAAAAUAAUUACUGUGGUGGUGAUUUUUAGUUUCAAACACGGUGAUAUAGGACACCUGCCGCUAAUAACAUGGAUAAAAGUUCAUAAUGUUAAAAAUUUAAAAAAAAAUUUAUUUAAAAAAUAUUUGACUCAAAGAAUAUGUUUGUAACAUUUUUGAAAUCGUAAAAUUUAUCAGAACCUCCCGCGGGCUUUGGCGCUACACUGUAAGGUAACAGCUCUGAGAAAGAAACCAUUUUUUAUGAAAUUUUUCUUUAUUUUAUUGUUUUUUUUUAUAAUUGUAUGCACAAAAUUUUUUAUAUUCAUUAAUAUUAAAAUUAAAAUCCAUAUAACAAUUAAAUCAGUAUAUUCCAUUUUCAUAUCAGAACAUGCAUGUAAAAGAAUGAAUGUUUCAGGUUGGAAAACGUAAUUUAAUUUAUUUGUAGUGAUUGUAGAAUUAUGUUUAAUUUUGUUGAUUUAUGUCUUAUGGUACUCUGUGAAAAAAUUAAUUCAAAGUUGAAUAAUUGACAUAAAACAUACAUUUUCUCAGUUGAUUUGAUACGCAAAACAAUGCUCUACGCAUGGACAGUUUCUUAGGCGAGGCAAGCUACUGACAAACAAGUUAAUAAAACAGGACUACAUGUACCUACAGUCUCGAUUGAAGUCAUUUUGUCGUAAGUUCUAUGGUCCAUACAACGACCUUGUCAGCAAAUAUAAUCCACUGGGUCGCAUGGUGACCGACCUUUUUGAUACUUAUUGUUAGACCAUAAUUAAUCUCCUCAUUGUCUACGGAUUUUUCCCGCUUUUCUGAUUACGACAAAGAGCACGCGACGGGUGUGACUGACCAGAAGAGGAUAUUCACUCUGACACCUGAUCAUUCCUCUAAUUUUUUUAGAGGUCCAUGUUUGCUAUACUCCUUUUUGUAUUUUCCUUUGAAUUUUGAUUUGAACACUGUUCGUUGUUACCACAAGUCAUUCAUGUAAUAUACCUAUAUUUACAAAAUUUCAAUACAUAAGCAUUUGUAUCUUGGUGAUGGUGGUGGGUGGGGGAUUCACACAGAGUGUGGUUAUCUGCUAAAAGACAUGUUAACCUAUUAAGAGACAUUUUUAAUAAGAAUUAAAAUCUAUUAUUUUCCCUUUGUAUGAUAAUAUAUUUUAUGCAAUAUGAAAUUCAUUUUUAAUUUUACUUGAUUCACAUUUACUUUUAAUGUUCUCAUAAUUCAAAUUUAAUGCCAAAAAUGAUUAAUUAUGUACGUAAAUGUACCCCCAUCCCCAAUUUAUACACCACACAGCUAGGGGAUUUAGGAUAAAAUAGAUAUUAUGAAAUCAAAGCGGUGGGAAGUAUAUAAAAACGUGUGUCAUACCAGGUAUUUAUUUUGAUCUGUUGCGUUUACAUGUCCUUUCCUUAUUAAAGCAUUCUCUCCUACAGUAAUUCAUUUCGCGAAGGUAUGCUCCGCUGUGCGAUGCCCUUGUUCGAUAUUUAUAAAUACAAAUGUACCUCGGAGUUUAAAUGAUGUUCAUUUAAGAAAUAAACAACAAUUUUGAAAGUUCACCGAGAUAUGAACUUAGUUGGUUAAGUAAUCAAAUCCUGUGAAGCCUGAAGGGCUGCUCGAUAGUUUAUGUUUACAAUUACAUGUAAACAAGCGACUAGCGCGUGCUAUGGUCAUUGUGGCGUCAUGGAGAAGUUGAUGCAGAAUUCUGUAGGUUCAUGACAGAAAACAUAUUUGCAAAUGUAAAUAUUCAAGAAAUAAACAGCAAUUUAAAAAGUUCACCGAGAUAACAACUUGGUUGGUCACUUGAUCAAGUCCUGUGAAGCCCGAAGUGCUUCUCAGAAGAUUUGAUCACGUACCAACCAAGUUCAUAUCCCGUUGAGCUUUUUAACAUUGCUGUUUAUUACUUAUAUUUACGUCUGAAAAGACAAAUUGUUCAGAAUUGUUAAAAUAACCGAUAUUUUAUGUUUACAAUUAGAUAAGCGAUUAGCACGUUCUAUGAUCAUUGUGGCGUCAUAAAAAGUUGAUACAGAUUGAACGUUCUCGCUAUUUUGUAGGUUCAUGAAAAAAAAAACGUAUUUGCAAUUGUAAAUAUUUAACAGUAUUUCUUCUUUUAAACGCCCCCUCUAGCUUGGCAGUUUUGAAUACACGGUUUAAAAUAAAAAGGUAUACGGGGAUUUUGCAUUGCCAGCGAGAUGAAAGUACCCGGAGAGUAACAUUGAAAGAUUGUGCGAGGUAUUCAGAGUGACUUCCGAAUGGAGAAAAGAUGUCAACAUUUCCCAUGAUAAAUCUCCGCAAGAAUCUCUUUUCGUUCCUGUUAUUUGUAUUUUUCACCAUAAUUAAAUCACAGCAUAUACUGCAGAAUCCCUGUUUGUGGUUUUUAUUUCUUACUUCAGACAGUCAGGUCAUAUGGGUUUACAUCUUUAUUCAUCGAUAUACAAAAGAAAAAGAAAAACGAAUUUUAAGGUUUUAAAAUAUAUUCUUGGUAAGGGCCAGAGAAACGUGACUAUACAUUUUCGUGGAAUUAAAAGCUAGGAAAAUUAGAGCAACUCUCUCUCUUUGUCAGAAUCAAAAAUGGUUCCAUUGAAAUAAAAUUUUCAGAAAUGUUAAAGAGACAUCACGGCGCAUCUUAUCAAAACACCGACUUGAAAAAAUUUUCCGAUCGGGUUCGGUAUUCGGUAAUACUCAUGAAUGUAUAAACUUUCAGAAAAUUACAACGUUCUCCAUUAGAUAAAUCUAAUUAUUUCAUUAAAAUUAAUAAGUACGUAUAACCUAUCACAUAAAUACAUCGCAACGUGUUACGGGGUCAGCCUUCUAUACUAUUACGCAUGCGUAUUUAAUGUAAACAAAACACAUGCAGGGCUCGCGAAGAUUCUCCUGUACACAAUGGUACAUGUUUGUUGAUAAAUAUAAGUUUUUUCUACUUCUCCCAGGUAAUAGUUGUUCAAAGUUUUUAAAACAACCACAAUUAUUAUUUUGUAAGCAUGUAUUUUGCGUGCUUAUCAUAGGAGUUGACUAUCCUCUGUCCCAAUAUAUCCUGGAUUCACAUUUUGCUUAAUUGAUUGAUAUUUAUAAAUACCUCAGGGUUCAAACGAUAUUCAUUCAAAAGAAUUUCCAAGAUUUCUUAGUCGAUACGCCCUUGUUAGCUUAUCAGGUUUCAAUACAAUGCUAAAAAAUGUUAUGUCUACGUGGAUUUUGUAUUGCAGUAAGCCCGGAUGAUAACGUUGAAAAAUUGCGCGGUGUAUUCUGAGUGUAUUCAGAAUGGAGAAAAGAUGUAAACAUUCCCCAUUAUAAAUCUCCAUAAGGAAUCUGUUUUCGUUCCUAUGUUGUUUUUUUCGAGUGAAAGAUGAUAAUGUGUCAAUGAAACAAUCUUGGAAAUUAUCCCUUUCAACUAUUUCAAUUGCACUUCUUUCCCAGGUAUGUGUAUUUUUAUUAAAAAUCGUCCAAAUGUGCUGCAUAAAUAUCUUGGGACAGACUAUACAAGCUAAAUUUAUUUUUGUAAGUGAGGCCCUUGAGGGGUUAUUUGACUCAUUUAAGUUUGUUCAUUUUAAAAUGAACCGAAAUUGGAAAACCAUUAAUAGAUUAUCGAGAAAGUGAUCAUCUGUUCCGUUUAGAGGGUCCUUUACCUCGUAUACCACGAUGAUCUGAGUCAGGCGAAUAUCUUGUAGUUUUGGGCACCUGUCAAUUACUGUCAAUCAAAAUCCACGUGGUACAAAUAAACGAUAUAAGAUUAUUACGGUUUUUACUACUCUUAAAUUUCCGGAAGCUCAUAAUUACAUAAAUUAGGUACGUGAAAGGGAUUUUUAUCUAUUUCAACUGUUACAAUCAACGUUAUUUCUUAUUUCCUAACGAAACAAUGGGUAAAUCUGAAGUUAUUCACACGUGUUUUAGCUGUACUGUCUCUUUAAGCUACUUUAAAAACUUUCCAAUACUGUCUUUCUUUUUAAACCAAUUUCAUUUUUUUUUUAUUAAAUUCCCAAAUAUUACACAAUAAAUCUUCAUCUUGUUUUAUGGAAGGUUAUUCAAAUAACUGCGUAGCUUGAUAUUUUAUCAGUUCUAUUGAAACUCGUGUAAAAUGCUGUACAGGUGUUACACAGGUGCAUGUAGCACUUGAAUACAAUGCAUGGCAACUUAAGAUUUUCCAGCUAAACAAAAGUACAUAUCCAAAUUCGUACCGGUACUUUACAUGUAAUGACAUCGACUGAUCAUUUUAUAAUUUAUUAUAAUAUAAGUAAGCAAUGACUUUAGAAUAUUACAACAAAAAAUUAUCGGCUUUUUAAAGUACUUGGUUGCAUAUUCUAUUAUUCUUGUGAACAUCUUUCCUUACACCACAUUAUGUGUGAAUUUGAUUGAGCUGUCUCAAGUUUUCAAUAUCAGUCGGAAAAAAUGCUUCAUAAUUGUGACGUGAUGUAUAUCUGUUUUAAUGGGGUUAAUUCAGAAAACAGAAACCUAUUGUUGUGCAGUGUGUCACUUUUCUAUGAAAACAUACAUGUAGACUUGUGGGUUUUAUCAAGAAGCUCUGUACAAAGAAACGCAUUAUUGUAAAUAAUAGCAUUUAUUUAUUAGAGUUUUAACAUGUCCAAUGUUUAUAUUUUAUAUGUUAUAUCCGUGUUUAUCCUUAUUGUGUUUUACCUAGGUUAUAGUCUUAUCAAUGGGGAUAAUUUUAUCAGCCAAUGAGAGAGAGAAAGAGAGCUGAUCAUUGUACGUCACUUUUUCUUAGGACAGUGGGGGUUUUCAAGUUCUUCCCCACCAACCACCACUGACAUUAAUUCCAAAUCUGUAAUAGUUGUAUAAUUAUUAGUGUAGUUUAUAGCUUUUAUUUACAUAUUUGUAGAUACUCUUCCAUUGAUAAAUAGGUUUCCAAUUUUGUCUGCCACCUCUUUUGCACAUCAGUUAUCAUAUUCCCACUGGAUUGUUUAAUUUGAAUAUUAAGGUAAUUUGAUACACUUAGGAAAUUUGUAUCAUGUUUUUAUAAGUGAUGUAUUGUGUAAUUUAGAUUCUACCUUUACUGAAUUGUUUAUCUAUUAUAAUUUCCUGUCAUCAGUUUUAAUAAAUUACAAUUUCAU